Messenger RNA from Lachancea sp. 'fantastica', 306 nucleotides. The record is from the annotation of a GenBank genome assembly. Lineage: Eukaryota; Fungi; Ascomycota; Saccharomycetes; Saccharomycetales; Saccharomycetaceae.
AUGCUUGCUAAACGCUCCCUUUCUACUUUGAUCCCCCCAAAGAUUGUUUCUGCGAAGAACUUGGGCUCCGCUCCUAACGCUCAGCGUAUUUCGCAAGUUGUGCAAUUCUACAAAUCUCUACCUCAGGGUGCUGCCCCAGCUUUCAAGCCAUCGGGCCCAAUCGGAAAGUACAAGGCCAAAUACUUUGACGGUGACAACGCUAGUGGCAAGCCUUUGUUGCAUCUUGCAAUUGCCAUCUUGGGUUUGGGGUACUCUAUGGAAUACUAUUUCCAUUUGAGACACCACAAGGGUGGUGCUCAGCACUAA